ACCCACAUUUUAGGUUAAUGAAACCCGUCACACUCAAAAGCCAAAGCCCAAAUAUUUAUAAAAAAGCCCAGCGAAUACCAUUGCCUUCUUUACUGCGUCUUCUCCAUUCUUCACUCUCCUCUAAGACCAGCGAAUUCAAGCUCGAACAAUUGAACUCAAGCUCCAAUUUUCCUCCUUUGUUUCGAAUUUCAGGAGAGAGAGACUGAGGAAGAGAGAAGUAGAAACCCUAAACUCUAAAGACGUCGACGGACCGACGGUCGACCGGAGAUUCACGCCGACAACGACGAGCGGUGAGGAUUUGAGGAACGACCACUCGAACAGCCGAACAGGAAGCGAAGCGAAGCUGCGAAGAGUUGCGAGUUGCGAGGGCUGAACUCUGAAGCGAAGCGAAGCCGGCGCACCGCCACCCCCAUCGCCCACGCGUUCAUCCGCCGUCGCCGACUCGCCGGCCUCCCGACUCCCGAGACGCCCAUUACAUUUUUCAGUCAGUUUAUUUAGGGUUUUGAAGUGGAUUGGAUUUUGAGAUUGUAAUCUGGGGUACACGUAAAAAAACCGUGACAUGUGAGUGGGAAAAUUAGCUUCUGGUGACUGUUAGUACAUUUGAUGCUGAAUUUAAGAGGUUAUGGAAAUAGACCAGUCAAAUAUUGAUCACAAUCAGGAAGAAGAAUACGUAUUGCUUGAUCUUGAUGCAGUUUGUGGCCAAGUUGACAUUCCUCCUGAUGAACCAUACGUUUUAUCGAGUCUUGAUACAACGAAUCCAGUAUUGACCAUAGGGAACAAGUUGAAGCUGAUAGGAGAAUACAAAGAAACAAUCGGGACAUGCUUAAUAUUUUCAGAGAAUGAAAAGAGACCUUCAUAUCACGGAGAAACAGGAUCCACCGAGGCAAACAAUUUCAAGAAUGAUCGUAUAGUUGACCCGAAUAUAGGGCCAUCCAAGCAUAUCCAACCUGUCACAUCCCUCCAUAAAAUUCUAAAAUUCAGAGUGCUAUCAGAAGCUGAUGGGCAGAAUUCAACGGAGAAACCAGCUGAUCCUCUUGCGCAAGCAGAUGAUCCGACUUAGGGGAAUUAGGGGUGUACUCUUCUUCAGAUCCCUUAUCUUGGUCGGGAACAUUGACUCUGUACUUGUUAUAAGGAGGUGAUGCUUAUUAUUCAGGGUUCUAGUUUAGUUCGUCGCCUCCGUAAUAUGGUCUGAUGUAUUCAAUGUCUGAAGAUUAACUCUGUACAGGUGUAUGUGAUUGUUAGGAUUUAGGAAUGCCUCUGUAAUCUGUAUGUUCUUUGGGCUGCCUAGAUUAAUCAUGAGUAGAGCACUGAUUGUAGAACUUAUGUUAGCCUGCUUAAAUAUUCAGAUGGUAAUUAAUGUGACAAAUGAUGAAUGAGAAGGUUUCGUUCACAUUUUGUUCUUUUUCCCA
This is a messenger RNA of Beta vulgaris subsp. vulgaris (sugar beet), 1409 nucleotides long. RefSeq lists its product as uncharacterized. The transcript has 6 exons. Gene Ontology annotation, cellular component: transcription factor TFIIIC complex. Gene Ontology annotation, biological process: transcription by RNA polymerase III. Bases 623 to 1060 code for a protein of 145 amino acids. The record is from RefSeq and is a predicted model, not a curated record. Lineage: Eukaryota; Viridiplantae; Streptophyta; Magnoliopsida; Caryophyllales; Amaranthaceae.